CCCGUACGAGUGCCUGUAUUUUAUGAGUAGGAAGAGAUCAAAAAUGUCUUCCAGUGGCACUAUCAGUAACUAUUAUGUGGACGCCGUGAUGGCUCAGGAGCCGGAGGAUGUUUACGCGCCUCGGCUUGUUCAGGCUCCUCAUACGGUGACCCCGAGGCCGUCAGGUGCCGGGGACAACGCAGACUUCUCUUCUUGUAAUUUCGCUCCUAAACCCGGAGUUUUCUCCUCGUCCUGGUCCUCUGUUCAUCCUCAGGGGAUUUAUCAUCCAUAUGUGCACCAUCACCACCAGCCGCAUCUGCCCGCAACGGACGGGAGAUAUGUCGGAGUCCGCCCCUGGAUGGAGCCCAUUUCCAACCACGUCUCAUUCGCCGGCUUCCACCCCAGCAACACUCGACCGUACGGGGCGAAGCCAGACGUCCUGCCUGCCAAAGUUGCAGAAUGCGAUACCCUGGAGCCGGAGGCGCGACCGGUCCCUGCUGAAUUCUCCUGCGGAGGCGCGCUGAGCGCAGAGAAGGUAACGAAAGAGCCGCGCAGAGGAAGCGAGAUUUCGAGUCACGGAGAGCCAAAAGACGAGAAACAACAACUUGACCCAAACAACCCUGCUGCCAACUGGAUCCACGCGCGCUCCACGAGGAAAAAGAGGUGUCCUUACACCAAAUACCAAACUUUGGAGCUGGAGAAGGAGUUCCUCUACAACAUGUAUUUGACCAGAGACCGGCGCUUUGAAGUUGCGCGCAUACUGAGUCUAACGGAGAGACAAGUGAAGAUCUGGUUCCAGAACAGGCGGAUGAAAAUGAAAAAGAUGAAUAGAGAAAAAGGCGGAAAGGACCAGCUAUAGGUUUACUCUUUUUCUGGUUUGUGUCUGGAAAAUCUUGUUUUCCAACUUGCUUUGAUAGGACU
This is a messenger RNA of Oryzias latipes (Japanese medaka), 900 nucleotides long. It is a transcript of the gene hoxd9a, whose product is annotated as homeobox D9a. Gene Ontology annotation, biological process: regulation of transcription by RNA polymerase II; anterior/posterior pattern specification; DNA-templated transcription. The record is from RefSeq and is marked provisional. NCBI's taxonomy places the organism in Eukaryota, Metazoa, Chordata, Actinopteri, Beloniformes, Adrianichthyidae. Gene Ontology annotation, cellular component: nucleus. Gene Ontology annotation, molecular function: RNA polymerase II cis-regulatory region sequence-specific DNA binding; DNA-binding transcription factor activity, RNA polymerase II-specific.